Molecule: messenger RNA, 549 nt
Organism: Trifolium pratense (red clover)
Lineage: Eukaryota; Viridiplantae; Streptophyta; Magnoliopsida; Fabales; Fabaceae
Product: putative ALA-interacting subunit 4
Exons: 5
Coding region: 1-549 (182 amino acids)
Cellular component (GO): plasma membrane; Golgi apparatus; endoplasmic reticulum
Source: RefSeq, a predicted model, not a curated record
AUGGCAAAUCACAUUGACUUGUUGCCGGAAGACAUUUUGCUCAAAAUGGUUGUCGAGAAGGUAGCUACUAGUUCUUUUGUCAACUUUUUCAACAUGCAAGCCACCGAUGCACGAUUUCGUAAACUCAGUAAUAACCCCGAUGUUCUGAAAAAAGUCAUGUCAAUAUUGACAUUUAUCAGACUCAUUUUUAUUCCUAUUGGGAUUGCCGCACUGAUUGCUUCAAACAAUGUGGUUGAAAUUAGCUUGCGGUAUGAUGAUAUAUGCCUUCCAUCUACUAAUUAUAAUCAUGAUGAUGCAUUGACAUAUAUCAAAGAUGAUAAGAUGGACAAAACUUGCUUCAAGCACUUAAAUUUAUUUCGAAAGCAGAAGACCGUGGUCCUAUCAACCGCAACAUGGAUGGGUGGGAAAAAUAAUUUCUUGGGGAUUGGUUACAUUGCCAUAGGUGGAUUUUGCUUGAUGUUCACCCUAUUUUAUGGAGUUAUGUGUGUGAUGAUACCAGAACCCCUUGGGCGCAAGGAGCUGAUUCAUCUCACACAAGCAAAGUUUUGA